CAUCGAUCUGUUUACUAACUCUCCCGUGUUUCAGCCUUCCUCCAUAAUUUGCUUUCUAGGUAUUCUCCUCUCGUCUCGACCCACUAAUGCGCAAUGAUAGCGUGAAAAUCCGAACACGCGCUUCGAUCUACGACUUCCUUGCAUUGACUGGGUUGACAAGAGUGUCAACCAUUUUGGAUGCUUAUUCAAUCGUCAUUACCCAUCUCAGAGCGACCACGAACAUUUCAGUAGAAGCCAGAGAACCAAACCCAGCAGGAAUAUGCCCGGUUUUGGCAUAUCCCCGGAGGCCGCAUCUGAAGACGAUAACCCCACGAGCAACGAGAGACCCGUCCGAUUUGGUCAACCAUCCUCUACUGUCGCCGAAGAUCCCCUCUCCCGAAAAAGCAGGAUUCCCAGAAGCAUGUCUCAAGAAGCCCAAAUCUCCUCUCAUACUACAUCCUCUCGACUGGAACCUGGUUCAACGUCUGGUGACCAGCCUCCCCAACACACUGGAUCCCAGAAGUCCCCGGCACACCCACCGACUGCCCCCUUAUAUUUACCGCUGGAUGCACGCUCGACGGAAAGCUCGCAACGUCCGAGCAUAGACAAAAGGUCGAAGACGGAACUAUCUGGUCGCAUUGGCGGGGUGCGAGCACGACAACCUAGCUUUCCCAGCGUCCAAAGGAGAGCUGAUACUGGUUUGCAUUCCGCUCAAGGCGUGUCAGGCGAUAUUCCGCAGGGGUUCAACGGCCACUCAAGCUCUUCUUCGUCGAGCUCUUCCGAGGACGAAGAGAGCGAUUAUGAACAACGUACCGACUCCGAAGCACAUCGCUCCCGUACCGGGGAGGCAGCCAGACGGCAGGGGAAGGAGCCGGAUAAAGACCGUACGGACAAAUUCAGUCGCUUCAUGGUCGGCAAUGAGAACUAUAGGACUAAGGGAAAGGUCAAGAAGGAUGGUCGCUUGGCGAUUACCCUGAAGGAGACCCAGAACAAGGGAUACCUUGCAAAGGCGUUAGGCCAGUUCGUCAGAAAGAAAGCUGAUCAGCAGGAGAGCAAGGAGAAGGAUGAGGAGGAAGCCAUUGCGACCCGUACGUCUUCCAGAUCGACGUUCGCUUCACUCGACAUACAAAAGCCUAGGCUGAAUAUUUGUAUGAUGGUCAUCGGAUCUCGCGGGGACGCGCAACCCUUCAUUAGGAUCGGUAAAGUUCUCAAAGAGCGAUACGGUCACAGGGUUCGCAUUGCAACGCAUCCGGCGUUUCGCGAGUUCAUCGAGGUGGAGGCGGGACUUGAGUUCUUUUCGGUCGGUGGCGAUCCUUCCGAGCUCAUGGCUUUCAUGGUCAAGAACCCCGGCAUGAUUCCUACCCUUGACGCUGUCAGGGCUGGCGACGUUGGCCGGCGUCGGGCCGCUAUGGCCGAGAUGUUCGAUGGUUUCUGGAGAGCCUGCAUCGAAGCUACUGAUGACCCGAACGAUAUACAGAACCUCAAGCUGAUGGGAGAAAAGGAGCCCUUCGUCGCCGAUGCCAUCAUUGCGAAUCCUCCAAGCUUCGCUCAUAUGCACUGUGCCGAGGCCCUGGGCAUCCCCAUGCAUCUGAUGUUCACCUUCCCCUACACCCCGACACAGGCCUUUCCACACCCGUUGGCUGCCAUUAAGAAGUCGAACGUCGAUCAGGGAUAUACCAACUUCAUCUCCUACCCGUUGGUUGAGAUGAUGAUUUGGCAAGGCUUGGGGGAUCUGAUCAACGAGUUCCGAGUCCAAAAGCUCAAACUCGACCCGGUCUCUACGCUCUGGGCCCCUGGACAGGCAUACAGACUGCACAUCCCCAUCACGUAUCUCUGGAGCCCCGGGCUGGUACCAAAGCCUCAGGACUGGGGUGACCAAAUCGACAUCUCGGGCUUCGUCUUCCUAGAUAUGGCGUCUUCGUACACGCCCUCCAACGAACUGGAGGAGUUCCUAGCCGCCGGUGAGGCACCGGUGUAUAUCGGCUUUGGGUCGAUCGUCGUCGAUGACCCCGACCGCUUCACGCAGAUGAUCUUCGACGCCGUCAAGAUAGCUGGAGUGCGCGCUUUGCUUUCCAAAGGGUGGGGUGGACUUGGUGGGGAAGAAGGACAGGAAAACGUCUACAUGCUGGACGACACGCCGCAUGACUGGUUGUUCCCGAAGGUUCGGGCCUGCGUGAUCCACGGAGGAGCUGGGACUACGGCCAUGGCCAUAAAAUGUGGCAAGCCGACCAUGGUCGUCCCCUUCUUUGGCGAUCAGUACUUUUGGGGCAGCAUGCUUGGAAGAUCGGGCACCGGACCCGAGCCGGUGCCUCACAAGCAUCUUACCGCGGAGAAGCUGGCCGAAGGAAUCAAAUACUGCCUCACGGACGAAGCGCAGAAGAAGGCGGCUGCCAUUGCGCGCAAUAUUGAACUGGAAGGCGACGGGGCUCUGAACGCGGUGCGAUCAUUCCACAAACAUAUGAACCUGAGCGGAGCUCGGUCGAUGCGCUGCUCCCUCCUGAGCGAUCGCAUUGCGGCGUGGCGGCUCAAGGAUGGCACUGUCAAGCUCAGCCCCAUGGCCGCCGACCUGCUCGUUGAAAAGGGCCUCCUUUCUUGGAGGAAACUACGGCUGCUGCGACACAUGGAGUGGAAUGAUUUCGAAGGCCCAGGCGAACCGGUUACUGGGGUGGCAAGUUCUCUCGUCAAUACGGUCGGGAACGUGUUUGGGGGGGUGGGUAGCGUGCCGUACAAAAUGGCCAAGACGACUCAAAAGAGGAAGGAAAGGAAAGAGAGGAGGGAGAGGAGGAGACGAGCAAAGGAGCUUCGACGGCGACAAAAGAAUCAAAACAACGGCGCUCCGGCUUCGACUGGCCAGGCGACCAACGGGGAUUUGAGCCGGGAUGUUGACGCAAAAGACGCACUCCGGGAGAAGUCUCAGAAAGCGGGUGGACAAGGCGAAACUGCGGCCAGCACAGAACAGCAGCAGCAGCAGCAGUCAAACGGAACGGCCGAAUCGAAUGGGCAGCCCAAACGUCCACUUGCCCGCAGAGCAGCCGGUACCGGCACAAUGUCAUCCAUCGAGACGAGCUCUACCGUCGAUGCCAAUCCCGUCGAAGACUACGCCGAAGACGUCGGUAGAGGUAUCGGGAAGUCGGCCGAGGCUUUUGCCAAGGCCCCUGUCGACCUCUCUCUGGCUCUCGCACAAGGGUUCCACAACGCGCCUAGACUGUACGGCGAUGACACGGUCCGGCGUCCUCCGCGGGUGACGGGAAUGCGGUCAGGUCUGAAGGCGGCGGGAUUCGAGUUCGUCUUUGGCAUCUAUGACGGCACGACCGGUGUUGUUCGGCUACCGAUUCGCGAGGCCAAGAAAGAAGGCUUCGUCGGGUUUGUCAAGGGUACCGGCAUGGGUCUCACGGGAUUCGUGCUCAAGUUCCUCUCGGCUCUGAUGGGCCCGGUGGGAUACACGCUCAAGGGGGUGGUGAAGCAAGCGGAAAAACAGAAACAGCCCGACCGCCUGGUCCGGCGAGCGCGCAUAUCGCAAGGCCAGCGGGAAGCGGGGCAGCUGGGGCCGGCGCAGCGCAAGGAGGUGGAGUCACAAGUUGCGGACGGAUGGCGGACGAUGCAUGACCUGCGGGAAGCACUCGCGGUGUCGGGGAGGCAAAAGGGCCUCCGCGGGCGACUCCGGAUACAUAAGAACAAAACGCGAACUCUAGACGUGUUCGAGAGCGUCGAGGCUGCACAACAAGCGAUGGCUGCCAUCAGGGCGGGAGAGGAUAUUAGCACCGUCGUCGAUGGGAGGGCGACGUAGGGAGACGAACGAGAAGAAGAGCAUAAGAAGCGAGCCGAUAUACCCUUGCCGAAACGGACGUCGAGGACUCGAAGGAUACGACAUCAAGGCGAAGAGAGUUAGACUUGGCAAGUCAAAGAAAAGGAGGACACGCAUGCCCGGCAAACCCGAGGCUACUAAUUAUUGACGGAAUGACUGGCUUAUUGGGCGCGGGACGUCGGGAUAGGCCAAGGUAUGCAAGCGUGGAGUUGGACAACGCAAUGCUGAUUUUGUUUUGUAACGAGCAGAGAAGCGGCACGAGUUGUUCAUGCGUGGUGUGGUGGUGGUGUAUGCAAACCCCUAGCCCCUAUUUUUAAUGUGUUAUAUCUCUCGCUUUUUUUCCCGCGGGCUGGGGGGCUCUCCGAUCUGGGUCUCGGCGAGCCAUGGUUGUAUUCGAUGUCU
Messenger RNA from Sodiomyces alkalinus F11, 4186 nucleotides. RefSeq names its product UDP-Glycosyltransferase/glycogen phosphorylase. Gene Ontology annotation, molecular function: hexosyltransferase activity; UDP-glycosyltransferase activity. The record is from RefSeq and is a predicted model, not a curated record. Gene Ontology annotation, biological process: carbohydrate metabolic process. The coding region runs from base 260 to 3766 and encodes 1168 amino acids. The transcript is spliced from 2 exons. Lineage: Eukaryota; Fungi; Ascomycota; Sordariomycetes; Glomerellales; Plectosphaerellaceae.